Telopea speciosissima is the source of this 2820-nucleotide messenger RNA. Its product is annotated as G-type lectin S-receptor-like serine/threonine-protein kinase At4g27290. Gene Ontology annotation, molecular function: protein serine/threonine kinase activity; ATP binding. Lineage: Eukaryota; Viridiplantae; Streptophyta; Magnoliopsida; Proteales; Proteaceae. The coding region runs from base 123 to 2723 and encodes 866 amino acids. The transcript has 7 exons. Gene Ontology annotation, biological process: protein phosphorylation; recognition of pollen. The record is from RefSeq and is a predicted model, not a curated record.
GAGUCUCGGUCCUCCUCUCGGACGCCAAAGUCAUUGGGUCUGCAACAAUUCACUUUCCUUUAGCUUCUAAUUGGUCAUCAUGGGUCAACAGUCAUGUGAUUCUCAAGAUCUUCUAGACGACGAUGUCUUCAACAUCCGUAUUUCCUUCAAUCCAUAAAAUUGUCUUUGCUUCUGAGGUUGGAGCUGAGGAAGAGGAUAACCAAAAAAAAUCAAUGGCGAGCUUUUCUUUACUUGUUUCCUUUACUGUUUUCCUCUGUUUCUGCUCUAUAUGUACGGUGUCCAUUGCAGUCAACGCCAUCACUCGAUCUCAGCCCCUGAGAGAUGGACAAACCUUAGUUUCCGGAGUCGCAAGAUUCGAACUGGGGUUCUUCAGUGCUAGGGAAUCUAGGAACCGUUAUGUUGGGAUUUGGUACAUGAACAUCCCUGUUCAAACGCUCGUCUGGGUUGCAAACAGAGAUAACCCACUUAACGACUCAUCCGGUGUACUCAGGAUCGAUGCCAGAGGCAAUCUCGUCCUCGUCAAUCAAAUAAAUUACAUAUUCUGGUCUUCGAAUUCGUCCAGAGCAGCUGAGAAUCCAGUGGUAGAGCUCCUGGAAUCUGGAAAUCUUGUUUUGCAAGACAAAAAAGAUGCUAUCCAAGAGGACUUCCUUUGGCAGAGCUUCGAUUACCCAUCGGAUACGUUGCUUCCUGGAAUGAAACUGGGUUGGAACUUGAAAACUGGAUUGAACCGUGGCCUAACGUCGUGGAAGAGCACCGAUGACCCUUCUUCUGGAGAGCUCAGAUUUGGGAUUGAGCUCCAUGGAUACCCAGAAGCAGUGAUGUGGAAUGGAAAAACAGAGCAUUAUCGGAGUGGGCCUUGGAACGGGCUGCGUUACUCUGGGGCACCUGAAUUGGCUCCCAACACGGUGUUUAGCUUCAGCUUCACGGCCAACGCGGACGAGGUGUACUAUAUGUACCAACUCAGCCAAGAGGGAUCGAUUCUAUCGAGGUUGGUGUUGAACCAAAGCAGCAACAAUGGCGGUGAGCUUCAACGUCUUACAUGGAAUACUAAGAGCAAUAGUUGGCAGCUGUUCUUAUCAGUGCCUAGAGAUUACUGCGACAAUUACGGUCUGUGUGGGGCGUACAGUAACUGCGACAUGAACCAGUCGCCGCUUUGCCGGUGUCUGCAAGGAUUCAAGCCAAAGUCGCCGGGAAACUGGAAUUCCUUGGAUUGGUCAGGCGGAUGUGUGCAAAAGACGGCGUUGGGUUGCAGUGAGCGACAUGGGUUUAUGAAAUUUAGUGGGUUGAAGCUGCCGGAUACGCGGCAUACAUGGGUGAACAGGAGCAUGGAUUUGGAGGAGUGCGAGGUGGAGUGCUUGAAGAAUUGUUCCUGUACCGCUUAUGCCAGAGCAGAUGUUAGAGGAGGCGGUAGUGGGUGUGCUCUCUGGUAUGGUGAUCUGAUCGACAUUAGACAGUUUCCUAUUAACAGUGCAAGUAGUGGGCAAGAUUUUUUCAUCCGAGUGGAUUCUUCCGAAUUGGCGGCACAAAGUGAUUCCAAUUCCAAGAAAAAGGUCAAAGUGAGAGCGGUAGUCGUAGUGGCUAUUGUUUCUGGAAUGCUUCUCCUGGGAUGCUCGGGUUUUCACCUUUGGAACUGGAAGAAGAAGGCAAGGCUUGAAGUAGGCAAGGAAGUGGAUACUGAAGAGAAAGAUAUCGUAGAUAAAAGCCGGAUGGAUGACCUUGAGCUAUCUUCCUUCGAUUUGGCCACCAUUGCCAGGGCCACAAAUAACUUCUCAGACUCAAAUAAGCUCGGUGAGGGUGGCUUUGGACCUGUUUACAAGGGUGUACUAUUUGGGGGACGAGAAAUAGCUGUGAAGAGACUCUCCAAGAACUCAGUACAAGGACUUGAUGAAUUCAAGAAUGAAGUGAUAUUAAUUUCAAAACUUCAACACAGGAAUCUCGUCAAGGUUCUUGGUUGUUGUAUUGAAGGUGCAGAAACCAUGUUGGUCUAUGAGUAUAUGGUGAACAAGAGCUUGGACUAUUAUAUUUUUGAUGAGAAAAGAAGCACAUUACUAGAUUGGGAAAAACGAUUCAACAUUGUUUUUGGGAUUGCUCGGGGACUUCUUUAUCUUCAUCAGGACUCUAGACUGCGAAUUAUUCACAGGGAUCUCAAAGCAAGCAAUAUUCUACUAGACUGCAAUAUGGAACCAAAAAUUUCAGAUUUUGGUAUGGCAAGAAUUUUUGGAGGAGAUCAAAUAGAAGCAGAAACAAACAAAGUGGUUGGAACAUAUGGUUAUAUGUCUCCUGAGUAUGCAAUAGAGGGGCUCUUUUCGGUGAAGUCAGAUGUUUUCAGCUUUGGAGUUCUGGUAUUAGAGAUGGUAAGUGGGAAGAAGAACAGGGGUUUUUAUCAUCCAGAACAUCAACUUAACCUACUUGGACAUGCAUGGACACUUUGGAAUGAAGAAAAGGCCUUGGAGCUGAUAGACCCAACAAUGAGAGAUUCAUGUGUUGCAACUGAAGUGUUACGAUGUAUUCAUGUGGGUCUCUUGUGCGUUCAACAACAAAUGGAGAACAGACCAACCAUGUCAUCGGUGGUGUUCAUGUUGGGUAAUGGAAAUGCAGUGCUACCCCAACCUCAGCAACCAGGCUUUUUUGCAGAGAAGUAUUCCAAGGCAAGUUCAUUUUCAAGUAUGCAACACUCCUCUUCCUUGAAUUGUGUAACCGUUACAUUGUUAUCAGGUCGAUGAGCAGAUUGUAAAGCCUUCAUAGUUCAUGGCUCUCCUACUGAUUUUCCAUGGUUUUACCUGUUAACUUCUCACUACCAUGUGUUUUGUAAAGUGAAAA